Messenger RNA from Cornus florida, 5628 nucleotides. Its product is annotated as probable phosphoinositide phosphatase SAC9. The record is from RefSeq and is a predicted model, not a curated record. Gene Ontology annotation, molecular function: phosphatase activity; protein binding. The transcript is spliced from 14 exons. The coding region runs from base 418 to 5358 and encodes 1646 amino acids. Lineage: Eukaryota; Viridiplantae; Streptophyta; Magnoliopsida; Cornales; Cornaceae.
UUGUGUGCUCUAUCUGACCCUCUAUUACACUAAUCUCACAAGUUUUAUCGCCUAAAAACUUCCAUUGAAGUCUAUAUAAGUAUGUGUAUCUAAUGUGAUUUUAUAUAUAUAUAUACACACAAAAAUAUUUAUUAUCAUAGAUCAGGAAAAUAAUUAUCGAUGGGGCUUUUCUAUCCAUUUUUUGAACGGGUUAAACCGGUGUUGUGAUCUUUUUACUCUGUUAAUUAUACGGUGAUUUUAAGAAGAGUACAAAUCAAAUUUGCUAGAUCACACAUUCGCAGCUCUCUCUCUCUAUAGAAUUUUCUUCACAUGCUUUCUUCUCGCCGGUGAUGCAACCCUCCGACUGUUGGCACUCUCCAUAAGGAGUCAUAAACCUUAAGGCUCUCAAGGGCACCUAACUCGGUUUAUAGUGGGAAUAUGGAAUCGCCUGAUUAUCCAGUGUCCGGUGCAGCCAAUCGUUUAAGGGAUACAUCUGUUGUUGUUGUUACACUGGAUACCAGUGAAGUAUAUAUUAUUGUCAGCUUGUCUACUAGAACAGAUACUCAGGUGAUUUUUGUUGAUCCAACUACUGGAGCACUCAUCUAUACUGGAAAGCUGGGUUUUGAUGUUUUCAACUCCCAAAAUGAAGCACUAGAUUAUGUAACAAAUGGAUCAAAGUGGCUUUGCAAGAGUGUAAUAUAUGCCAGGGCAAUAUUGGGUUAUGCAGCCCUUGGGAGUUUUGGGUUACUGCUUGUUGCAACAAAGUUGACUGCCAGCAUUCCAUAUUUGCCUGGUGGAGGGUGUGUAUUUACAGUGACUGAGAGCCAGUGGAUUAAAAUCUCACUUCAAAAUCCUCAACCUCAGGGUAAAGGUGAAGUAAGAAAUGUUCAAGAAUUGACUGACCUUGAUAUUGAUGGAAAGCAUUAUUUUUGUGAAACUAGGGACCUCACUCGGCCUUUUCCAAGCCGUAUGCCCUUGCAAAAUCCUGAUGACGAAUUUGUUUGGAAUUGGUGGUUUUCAAUGCCCUUCAAAAACAUUGGGCUGUCGCAGCAUUGUGUCAUUCUUAUGCAGGGGUUUGUAGAGUGUAGAAAUUUUGGGAGCUUAGGUCAGCAAGAAGGAGUAGUUGCUCUCACAGCUCGUCGUAGCAGGCUGCAUCCUGGUACUCGAUACUUGGCAAGGGGCUUAAAUUCAUGCUUUAGCACAGGCAAUGAAGUUGAAUGCGAGCAACUUGUAUGGGUUCCCAAAAGGACAGGCCCAAGUGUUCCUUUCAACACAUACAUCUGGCGACGGGGCACCAUUCCUAUCUGGUGGGGUGCAGAAUUAAAGAUCACGGCUGCAGAAGCAGAAAUAUAUGUUUCUGACCGUGAUCCUUAUAAAGGAAGUGCACAGUACUAUCAGAGGUUGAGUAAGAGAUAUGAUGCACGAAACCUAGAUGUCGCCGUUGGUGGGAAUCAGAAAAAAGCUGCUUUGGUUCCAAUCGUGUGCAUCAACUUGCUUAGAAAUGGAGAAGGAAAAUCAGAAUCCAUUUUAGUUCAGCAUUUUGAGGAAUCCCUGAACUAUAUCAGAUCAACCGGAAAACUUCCUCAUACUCGCGUUCAUUUAAUAAAUUAUGAUUGGCAUGCCAGCAUAAAAUUGAAAGGUGAACAGCAAACAAUUGAAGGAUUGUGGUAUCUUUUAAAAGCUCCCACAGUAGCUAUAGGCAUUUCUGAAGGGGACUAUCUGCCCUCACGUCAGCGAAUAAAGGAUUGCAGAGGGGAAAUCAUCUAUAAUGAUGACUUUGAAGGUGCCUUCUGCUUAAGAUCACAUCAAAAUGGAGUGAUACGUUUUAAUUGUGCUGACUCUUUGGAUAGAACCAAUGCUGCUAGUUUUUUUGGUGCCCUUCAAGUUUUUGUAGAGCAAUGUAGACGGCUAGGAAUAUCACUUGAUAGUGAUUUUGCAUUUGGUUAUCAGUCAACAAAUAAUUAUGGUGGAUAUACUGCUCCACUGCCACCAGGUUGGGAGAAACGGUCUGAUGCUGUAACUGGGAAAACAUAUUAUAUUGAUCACAACACUAGGACUACAACUUGGAAUCAUCCCUGUCCAGAUAAACCUUGGAAGAGGUUUGAUAUGACAUUUGAAGAGUUUAAGAGAUCAACGAUUUUAUCACCAAUUUCUCAACUAGCUGAUAUUUUUCUGCUUGCUGGAGAUAUACAUGCAACAUUAUAUACUGGUUCUAAAGCAAUGCACAGCCAAAUUCUUAGCAUAUUUAGUGAGGAAGCAGGCAAGUUUAAACAGUUUUCUGCAGCGCAGAAUAUGAAAAUUACUUUACAGAGAAGGUAUAAGAAUGCAGUUGUAGAUAGCUCUCGUCAGAAGCAGUUAGAGAUGUUCCUUGGAUUGAGGCUCUUCAGGCAUCUUCCAUCAGUUUCAGUUCAACCUUUACAUGUACUCUCUCGGCCAUCUGCUUGCCUUCUUAAGCCAGUUCCCAAUAUGUUUACAAGUUCUGAUGAUGGAGCCAGUCUUCUCAGUUUUAAGAGAAAAGACCUAAUAUGGAUUUGCCCCCAGGCUGCAGAUGUAGUUGAACUUUUUAUCUAUCUUGGUGAGCCUUGUCAUGUUUGUCAGCUACUCCUCACAAUUUCUCAUGGUGCGGAUGAUUCAACUUUUCCGUCAACGGUUGACGUGAGAACCGGACGCUAUUUGGAUGGGCUUAAACUUGUUGUUGAGGGAGCUUCUAUACCUCAAUGUGUGAAUGGGACAAACAUUUUGAUACCCUUACCGGGACCAAUUAGUGAAGAGGAUAUGGCUGUCACUGGAGCAGGUUCCCGCCUUCAUGCCCAAGAUACGUCUAGUCUUCCGUUAUUAUAUGAUUUUGAGGAACUGGAGGGAGAAUUGGACUUCCUUACUCGUGUUGUUGCACUCACAUUUUAUCCCGCUGUGUCUGAAAGUCCAAUUACUCUUGGUGAGGUAGAGGUUCUUGGAGUUUCUCUUCCAUGGAGGGGUGUAUUUAGUCAAGAAGGCAUUGGUGCAAAAUUAUGUGAACAUGCCAAUAAUUUACGGACGGAAACCACCAACCCAUUUUUGUCUGGUGCCGAUGCCAAUCCCUUUGGUGCUUCUUUAUCCGAUGAAAAAGUUUUGCCACAAGUGCACCCAGAUGCAUCUACCAACCCAUGGAUAGACCUUCUGACUGGAGGAGACACACUUCCAGAAACCAUUUUACAACCAGAGAUUGGAAAUGUUGCAAGUGAGGGUGGUAAUUUACUUGACUUUUUGGAUGAUGCUAUUGUUCAACAACUGAAUGGUGGAACUGAUUCAAAUAUCUCUUCAUCACAAGAUGAAAAACCGUCAGACAAUGGUGUUCAGCAGUACAUAAACUGUCUCAAAUUCCUGGCAGGCCCACAUAUGGAAAGGAAAUUGGGUUUUACAGAAGCCAUGAAACUUGAAAUUGAACGUCUUCGACUUAAUCUUUCUGCUGCUGAACGGGAUAGAGCUUUAUUAUUAAUUGGAACUGAUCCUGCUACUAUAAAUCCAAAUAUGUUGCUUGAUGAUUCUUACAUGGGAAGAUUGUGCAGGGUUGCAAACAGCCUUGCAGUGCUUGGCCAUGUUUCACUUGAAGACAAAAUCACUGCUUCUAUUGGUCUUGAGACCAUUAAUGAUAAUGCUAUAGAUUUCUGGAAUAUUACUGGGGUUGGUGAGAGCUGUUCUGGUGGCAUGUGUCAGGUUCGUGCUGAAACUGGAGCACCUGGACACACAUCAUCCACAGUUUCAUCUUCUGGGGAUUCACAGUCUAUCCUUUUGUGUUCUGAAUGUGAGAGAAAAGUUUGUAAAGUUUGUUGUGCUGGGAGAGGAGCUCUUCUAUGUGCUGCCUAUAACACGAGGGAGGUUUCAAACUAUAAUGGUUUAUCAAGUCAGGGUGGAUCAAACCAUGGGAGCGCAGACCUAUCUUCAAAUCGUUUGGUAACAAUGGAUGGGGUUAUUUGUAAACAAUGCUGCCAUGAGAUUGUGCUUGAUGCAUUGAUCUUGGACUAUGUCAGGGCCUUGAUUAGCCUGCGAAGAAGUGCUCGUGCAGACAGCGCUGCACAUAAUGCUUUGGACCAUGUGAUGGGAUUUUCUUCAGGAGAUUUUCUUUCUGAAAAAUAUCAGUCUUCUGAUAGUCAGGGAAGUUUGAAGAUCUUAAGAGAGUUACUUAAUGGAGAGGAAUCACUUGCCGAAUUUCCAUUCGCCAGCUUCUUACAUCCGGUUGAAACAGCAGCAGGUUCAGCACCAUUCUUGUCGUUGCUUACUCCAUUCAAUUCUGGCUCACGUCAUUCAUACUGGAAAGCGCCCCCCAGUAUCUCCACUGUUGAAUUUGUUAUUGUUCUUGGUAAUCUUUCUGAUGUCUCAGGGAUUGUCCUCCUUGUUAGUCCCUGUGGCUAUUCAAUGUCUGAUGCCCCUACUGUGCAAAUCUGGGCCAGCAAUAAAAUACAUAAGGAAGAAAGAUCGUGCAUGGGAAAGUGGGAUGUUGAAACCCUGACCACAUCUUCGUCUGAACUUUGUGGACCAGAAAAGUCGGGUAAAGAGGCUAAAGUACCGAGGCACAUAAAAUUUGCCUUCCGGAAUCCUGUUCGAUGCCGCAUCAUUUGGAUUACACUACGUCUUAAAAGGGCUGGUUCAAGUUCUGUUAAUUUUGAGAAAGAUUUUAAUCUUUUGUCUUUAGAUGAAAACCCUUUUGCACAACAGAAUAGGCGUGCCUCUUUUGGAGGACCAGUUGAAAGUGACCCAUGUAUUCAUGCAAAAAGAAUUCUAGUAGUUGGAAGCCCAGUGAGAAAGGAUAUAGGGCAUACAUCACAACAAAACUCUGAGCAAAUUAAUUUAAGAAGUUGGUUGGAGAGAGCACCGCAAUUAAAUAGAUUCAGGGUUCCAAUUGAAGCUGAGAGGUUAACCAACAGCGAUCUUGUUUUGGAACAGUAUUUAUCCCCUGCUUCACCUUUGCUGGCAGGAUUUCGUCUUGAUGGUUUCAGUGCAAUAAAGCCUCGAGUUACUCAUUCACCUUCUUCAGAUGUAAAUAUAUGGGACACAUCAUUAAACCUUUUAGAAGACAGACACAUUUCUCCAGCAGUAUUACAUAUUCAAGUUUCUGUUCUUCAGGAACCUCACAACUUGGUUACUGUUGCGGAGUAUCGGUUGCCAGAGGUGAAGGGUGGGACACCCAUGUACUUCGAUUUCCCUAGAAGGAUACAAACUCGCCGAAUCUUAUUCAGGCUUCUUGGAGAUGUAGCAUCAUUUUCAGAUGAUCCAUCUGAGCAAGACGAUUCAGAUUAUAGAGCGCCAUUGGCAGCAGGUUUGUCUUUGACAAAUAGAAUCAAGUUGUAUCACUAUGCAGAUCCCUAUGAACUUGGGAAAUGGGCGAGCCUUUCUGCUGUUUGAUUGCUAUCGUACAAAGAUGACAGGUUUGGGGAAUUGGUUGCAAAUUGGUUUUUGUAGGUUGAUCGAAUUAAUAUUCUUUGUUGUAAUUUAAAUUGUUUGUAAUGGUUUUGUUAUUCAUUAAUGUAAUAAUAGUGGUGUCAUCCAGAAAUUAGAUUAGCUUGUUUUUACUGUGUGCAAGACCAAUUUGGCAAAGAUAAUCUGCCAUUGUUAUCAGAUUCUAAUGUUCCUAUUCUGAAUUUGAUAUAAUAGAAGCUGAGAGAGUUGUUCCUA